Lottia gigantea (owl limpet) is the source of this 1437-nucleotide messenger RNA. RefSeq lists its product as hypothetical. NCBI's taxonomy places the organism in Eukaryota, Metazoa, Mollusca, Gastropoda, Lottiidae. Gene Ontology annotation, molecular function: aspartic endopeptidase activity, intramembrane cleaving. The transcript is spliced from 13 exons. Gene Ontology annotation, cellular component: lysosomal membrane; cytoplasmic side of endoplasmic reticulum membrane; Golgi-associated vesicle membrane. Gene Ontology annotation, biological process: membrane protein proteolysis. The annotation marks the transcript as partial. The record is from RefSeq and is a predicted model, not a curated record.
GAGCUAGGUAUAUUAUAUGCCAGAUCAGGAAACAACAACUCAUUAGAGACUACAUUAUGUAUUGCCUAUAAUCCAAAAUAUCAAAAAUUACCAAAACCUAGCUCCGUAAAAUCACAUCCUUUAGCAGACUAUUCAUCCAGUAAUGGCUGUGAUGAUAUUUACACAAAAACAAUAGAAAGUCAUGUUGUUUUCGUACAACGUGGUUAUUGUACAUUCGCCCAGAAAGCCCGUUUUGUACAAAGGUAUAAUGGAACUGCUCUGAUUUCAAUACAUUAUGAAAAUGAAACAUCACUGGUAAUGCCAGGUGGAACAGAAGACGAUUAUGAUAAUAUCACCAUCAUUCUAGCUACUAUAUUAUGGAAAGAUUUCCAAACAUUAGAGGCAAGUUUUGAUGUAUAUGUGUCUAUGUAUGCCCCUGAUGAUGCUAAAGUAGAUCCUAAUAUGGCAUGUAUAUAUUUGAUAGCCAUGUUUUGUGUUGGCGUUGGAUCUUUUUGGUCUGGUAUUGUCAGACAUGAUAUUAAGAAGUAUAGAUGUAAUUCAGAUAAAAGUAAUAAUGUAGAAGAAGAUGAAGCUGUUGAUUUAUCACCUAUAUCAUUAUUAAUAUUAGUUAUUUUAUUAUGUGGAAUGUUAGUUUCUUUAUAUUUUUUCUAUGAUUAUCUUGUGUAUGCUGUGAUAGGAUUUUUCACUUUAGCUGGAUCAGUAGGACUGUAUUUCUGUUGUCAACUUAUUUGGAACAAGAUAUUAAAAUGUCAUGCAUUUAUUUCUGUAGAAAAGAUACCAGGGUGUAGUGGUGCAAUAGAAAUUCGUUCAAUUUUGUUAUAUUUAUUAUGUGCUGCCAUCAAUGAAUUAUUUUCUUCUUUUGCUUUUAUUUAUGCAUGGAUAUUACAGAACAUACUGGGAACAGCAAUUUGCAUUAAUAUGUUAAAAACAAUCCGAUUACCCAAUCUCAAGGUGUGUACCCUAUUACUGGUCCUGUUAUUUUUCUAUGAUAUAUUCUUUGUUUUUAUUACACCAUUAUUUACCAAGACUGGUAAAAGUAUAAUGGUAGAUGUAACUACGGGUGGAAAUAGUGUAACAGGUGAACGGUUACCAAUGGUAUUUAAAUUCCCUAGAUUAUUAUCCUCAGUAUAUUCUAUUUGUACAGAACAACCCUAUUCAUUAUUAGGUUUUGGUGAUGUUUUAGUACCAGGUUUAUUGAUAUCUUAUAAUCAUGGUUUUGAUAUUGAAAUUGGUUCUAAAAGAUUGUAUUACAUAUCAUCUUUAAUAGCAUAUGCUGUUGGUUUAGGGAUCACAUAUUUAGCUCUGACUUUCAUGGAGACUGGUCAACCAACAUUGUUAUAUCUUGUACCUUGUUUACUUAUAACAACUUUUACACUAGCUUGUCAUAGGAAAGAAUUUCGUCUACUAUGGUCUGGUAUUAAGGUAUGCAUACUUUAA